Messenger RNA from Diabrotica virgifera virgifera (western corn rootworm), 2760 nucleotides. RefSeq names its product ribosomal RNA processing protein 1 homolog (gene Nnp-1). Gene Ontology annotation, biological process: rRNA processing. Lineage: Eukaryota; Metazoa; Arthropoda; Insecta; Coleoptera; Chrysomelidae. The coding region runs from base 160 to 2655 and encodes 831 amino acids. The transcript is spliced from 10 exons. The record is from RefSeq and is a predicted model, not a curated record. Gene Ontology annotation, cellular component: preribosome, small subunit precursor; nucleus; preribosome, large subunit precursor.
UGAUCCGAUCAGCUUAAUGUGAUCAAAAAUCGUAUGAACAUUAGUAAAUCUGUCAAAAGAUAAUUCUCAAAAGAACGUAGGGUAUCGCCUAACGAAUGAACACUUAAUUUAACAUAAUAUACAUGGUUUAGUUAUAAGUUAAAAAUUAACACAAAAAUUAUGAAACCUGACAGAAAACAAGACCCAAAAGUAUAUUUAAUAGCACGAGAGGUAGAAUUAGCUCGAAUAUUAGCAGGAAAUGACCCGAAAGCAAGGGAUAAGGCCCUCAAAAGCCUCGGAAAACUGCUUCAAAAGAGAGCAGAAGCAAUGCCCUUCACGGAAGAAGAUUUUCAAAGAAUUUGGAAAGGACUAUUUUACUGCAUGUGGAUGUCUGAUAAACCAUUGGUUCAGGAAGAGUGUGCAGAGAGAAUAUCAAAGUUAGUCCAUUUUACUGAUUUUUCUACAGCUCUCUUAUUCUUUAAGGCUGGACUCUAUAUAGUUAGCCAAGAAUGGACUGGAAUAGAUCAAUUGAGAUUAGAUAAAUUUCUUAUGCUUAUAAGAAGGUUAUUAAGAGAAGCUUUUCAAGUGCUCAAGAAAUAUUCAUUUAUGGAGAACAACAUUAAAAUUUUUAAUGAAGCGAUCUCAGGAACUGUAUUAAACAAAGAAAUUAAAAUUCCAGUAGGUCUUUUUAUGCAUUUUACUGAAAUCUUCUUAGAGGAAUUGGCUAAGGUAUCAGAAGGAAAAAUCCAAUCCAAAAGUGUUGUUAUCUUUUUACAACCAUUCAUUGAACGUUUGGUAAAAUCUGACGAUGGAAGAGAAAUAGGACAUAUAAGAAAAUUCAUUUUUAAUUAUUUGAUGAGACAGUCAAAUGUCGGUAUGGACUAUCAAGAAAAAUACGAGGCUUGGAAACAGCUAGGUUUUCCGGGUAGUAUAAAUUCGAUGCAAAAAGUUAAAGCAGACCCAGAUGAUGAAGAUGAAAGUUCUGAACAGGAUGAAGUUAAAGAAAAGCCAAAAAAUACGAAAUCAAAGCCCAUGGACCCACGAGCUGGAAGAGUAGAUGUUGAAAUUCCGCAGCUUCGAUUUCGCGCUAAAGAUGUGGUCAGUGCAUUAUCGGAAUGCAAAUUUGACAAAAAGAGUUCAACGAGUUCGAGACAAGCAAUAUCGGCAUUGAUUCAACAAUUCAACAAACUAUCAAACGGAGUGUAUCCACUAGGAAUUCAGAAAAUAGACGUGAAAGAUAAAAACGAAGCCAUAAACAUUCGAAAAGCUGCUAAAAAACUCAUCAAAUUUGAACAGAAACUGUUAGGAAAGGAUAGGAAACGAAAACGCGACAAAGAAAAUAAUGAAAAACACGGUGUCGAAAAGAAACGGAUAAAGUUAGAGAAUCAACAAAAUGAAAGUACCAAACCGGUAAAGAACAAAACCAAACCUGGAAAAAAUCAAGACCUUGCAAAUGGGGACAGUACAGUUGCGAAGAAAUUAAAGAAGAAAAAUAAAGAAAAACAUUUACAAGAAUCUACGAAGAACAAUAGAAGAGGGAAUGAAAACACUUCGAAAAAAGUUGUAGAAAGUAAAAGUCAAAAUAGUAAAGAGAGUAAAUCAAAACCAGAAAAAAAUAAAUCGGAAAGUAUAUCAAUUUCCACAGCAGUUCCUAAAACAAAGAAAAAUAAAAAAUCAUUAGAUGUAAUUGAAAAUAAACAACUUAGUUCUAGUAGUAUAGUCAAAGCAAAAGAUAAGCUGAAAAAUAAGAAAAAUAAUAAAUUAAACAAGAAAUUGAAUGGAAAAUUGGGUUCUAAUAUAGAGUGUAUAAUUGAGAGAAGUUCUGGUACUUGGGUGGUGUAUGAAGUUGAAAGCUCCUUAAAACCUGGACCACAGCAGUCAUCAGGAAAAUCAGGAAGUGUGCCAGUUUCCACUUUACCAAAACAUGCUAAAAAACAUCAGCUGGAUAUUAACAACUCACCUAAAGAAAAACAUAGUCCUAAAAAAUCACCAGUGUCCAGUGGUAAAGGACAACACCAAGGGACAAUAGAAUCACCAAAAUCCGGAAAACGGCAGUCACCCGUAAAACCAGAAGCUGUGGCAGCUUCUAAUUCACCAAAAAAUGCCAAAAAGAACGGAUUAAGUGUCAAUAUAUCACGUGAAGAAAAAUUUAGUCCUAAAAAAUCGCCCGGAGCCAUUGCUACAGAGCCAGAGCAAGGAGAAAUAGAAUCACCAAAAUCUGGUUUGACUCCAGUGAGACUCUUCGAAUCAACCCCAGAAAAAAAGGAACUUUUUCCGAAAACCGAAUGGGACGAACCAUUACAAGAGGGCGAAUACGAAAUAUGCAUUCCUUCUAAAAAGUACGUUGGCAAAUUGAAGAAGCAGAAGAAAUUUAAGGACCAAACAGUACAUGAACUCAUUAACACCACGUUAGAGAAAAUUAGGGGAAAAUCUAGGUUUAGUUUAGAUUCUCGAUUAGUCAAUAAUCCGUUCGCCAAAACGGGCAGUGCUAAAAAAGUAAAAAUUAACACUAGCCUAAACAAAUCACAAGAAGUGUAUGAACAUAUUCGCAAUGUAAAAAGCUCUCCGGCUAUACCGUAUGACGCUUCUAGAAAACCUUCCAAACCGCUAUUAAAACCUACGGCGAAUUCAACGCCCAUUAAUCCUUUCUAUAAAAAACAACUAACUAUUUUCUAGAAAGGGAGUUUUAAUCCAGUCAGAAUCUGUUUACGGUUUUAGGGGUGUUGAAAAAUUUCAUGAACCUUCGAAAUAAACAUGUCCGAAAAUAAAUGAAUCCUAAAA